AUGCUUUCUCAACGGCGCAUGCGCCUCAUCAUCAUUGGGGUUGUCGCAUUGCUUUUCUUGACCUUCUACUACUCUGGCGAAACAAGCAAAAUCCAAAACCAAAAGUUCUACCGCUCGACUCUUGACGCCAUGAAAGCGAAAGAGGCGGCCAAGCAUGCCAAGACACAAGAGAAGAUCCAGAAUGCUAUGCAUCCCCCAGGACAAGAUGAUCCAGCAGUUAAGGUACCUAACACAGAUGCUGAAAAGCCCGCUAUACCACCUGCUACAGGGAACGAGGAUGUGGAGGAAAUCCCCAUCGCGGGACGGACAAAGAUGACUGUGCCAAAGAAGGCUAAUACGGAUACGGAUACGGAUGCACAAGCAGGGAUUGAUUCGGGAUCUAACGUGAAGACCGAGGAAGAGGAGAAAGAAGAGAGAGAGCGGGCGGACAAGGCGAAGAAGGAACAGGAGGCAAAGACAGAGCUGAAUGCGAUUCUCAAGCGUGCUCCAGUCAUCAUCUUCUCCAAAUCCUACUGCCCCUAUAGCAAGAGAGCCAAGACCAUCCUGCUCGACCACUACUUUAUCCAACCACAACCGUUCGUGGUUGAAUUGGACCAGCACCCACUCGGUCCGUAUCUGCAGGCUCUCCUCGCCCAGAACACCGGGCGUCGCACUGUUCCCAACGUUAUCGUGACCGGACAGAGUAUUGGAGGCGGAGAUGAUAUCGCUGAACUGGAUCAACGCGACGAGCUGGCAUCGAAGCUGCGACAACUGGGCGGAAAAUGGAUCGUGGAUGUUACACACAAGGUCGAUGAGUCACUGUGA
Messenger RNA from Penicillium antarcticum, 804 nucleotides. RefSeq names its product glutaredoxin. The transcript is spliced from 3 exons. Gene Ontology annotation, molecular function: glutathione disulfide oxidoreductase activity. Bases 1 to 804 code for a protein of 267 amino acids. The record is from RefSeq and is a predicted model, not a curated record. Gene Ontology annotation, biological process: cellular response to oxidative stress. NCBI's taxonomy places the organism in Eukaryota, Fungi, Ascomycota, Eurotiomycetes, Eurotiales, Aspergillaceae. Gene Ontology annotation, cellular component: fungal-type vacuole; Golgi lumen; cytoplasm.